UCUCCUCUUACGAAACCUGGUCACACCGUAAUUCGGGCAAAAUACAAAUAAUAAGUUGUUAUAAAAUAAACAGUUUAGUUUUUAACUAAUGCAGCUAAGCUAACAAAAUGCACCUGACGCUGAUCAAUUUGUUCAAGAAGACCGUGCCUGGUCACAUAUUCCGGGGCAAGCGGCGCCUGGUGAAGCCGGUCAGCCAGCGAGCAAUGGACACCCUGACCCGCGAGUACGAGCGCCAGGAGCAGGUCAUGCUGCUCCUCCGGCACCCGUAUCUCACCCUGGAGCAAUCUUCCGGUCACGCCAAGGAGCUACACAAGCGCGAUAAGCUGGUGGCCAAGUGGACGGACGAGCAGACACUGCGCAAGAUGAAGCCACACGUUACCAUUGAGGAGCGGCUGAACCAGCUGAAGAUCAAGGAGGCCUGGGACUAACAAUCAUAAUAUCUAUAUAUAAGCCGGCGUUACUUGUUAAAUAAAUCUAGUUGUUAUGAAAUUAUAUAAUGCCUGUUGGACUAGAGUAUAACGUUUCGUCACCCGAUUAACAUCCAUAUUCGGCUUGGUUAUAUCUAGUUAUAUCGAGUUAUUCCAUGUGGACUAACUGCCACUUGCUCUUGGACACCAAUCGACCCGCAUGCACAUGUGAAGGCAGUGCGCUUGAUCAAGUUUCCACCUAUUUCACUCGACGCUCUUUAGCCAUAACUUGGCCAAAAAUGGGAGCACAGCUAAAAUAAAGACUGUUUUGUGCUGCUAAUAAACAUA
Messenger RNA from Drosophila teissieri, 755 nucleotides. RefSeq names its product ribosomal protein 63, mitochondrial-like. The record is from RefSeq and is a predicted model, not a curated record. Gene Ontology annotation, biological process: mitochondrial translation. The coding region runs from base 108 to 428 and encodes 106 amino acids. Gene Ontology annotation, molecular function: structural constituent of ribosome. NCBI's taxonomy places the organism in Eukaryota, Metazoa, Arthropoda, Insecta, Diptera, Drosophilidae. Gene Ontology annotation, cellular component: mitochondrial ribosome. The transcript is spliced from 2 exons.